GAAAACAGUUGUUCACGUGUAAUUUGGGGUAAGAUGUCGCAGACCGGUGGUGCUUCAGUCUCAUCACAUGCAACGAGGGGGAUUGUGAAGCAGGUUUUGUCGGGAGAUACAGUUGUGAUUCGUGGCCAGCCUUGUGGGGGACCACCACCCACCAGAACGAUAGCACUCUCUAAUAUCUUAGCACCACGAUUGGCACGUAGAGGAAAUCCAAAUGUGGAAGGCUCUUUGGAUACUGUGGAUGAGCAGAUCUGCUGCCGAAGGCUCUUGCGAGGAUCGGGCUGCAAGUUGUGCCUUAUCCCUUUUUCAUGGGAAGCACGGGAGUUUCUCCGGAAACUUUUAGUUGGAAAAGAAGUGAAGUUUGUUGUGGAGCACAAGGCUACAAAUCGAGAAUAUGGCACUAUAUGGGUUGCAGCUAAUGGAUGCAAUGUGGCGGAUCAGUUACUUAACGAGGGAUUGGUUGAAGUCCGACAAGCUGGAGCUAGGCCAAGCGAUUAAACUCGGUACAC
Geodia barretti is the source of this 506-nucleotide messenger RNA. The record is from the annotation of a GenBank genome assembly. Lineage: Eukaryota; Metazoa; Porifera; Demospongiae; Tetractinellida; Geodiidae.